AACAUUUUUAGUGAUGGCCGAUGGUUCAGUUGGAAGGGAUGCUAAAACGACCGUUGCCGAAAUUUAGUGUUAAUUUAAUCACGUUUCCAAUCCGUCGGUGUUUAAAAGUGAAUGAAAUUAAUCAGGAAAAACGUUUCCCGUGCAUUAGUGUUUUGCGUGUCAGUUAAAUUGCUUGUGUGGUACGGUGCUGAAUGUUUGUUGUGUCGUUAUAAUAAUAGGAUCAGUGGAAGAUUCGUUAUAUUGGAUUACGGAUCGCUGUUUAUUUAAUUUUCAAGAAAUAAAGAUAGUGUUGUGCUCGUGCCUGUGAAGUGCAUCGAUGAUACUCUAGAAGCUCCGGGACGGGGGGCGCCACGCUGCUCGGAUUUAUCAUUUAGGGGCGGUGUGUGAGUGUCGCACCGCCAUGUCGCACCACAGCGACGAGCAGUCCAUGCUCACAGUGACCUCCGACUCCUUCUGGGAGCCCGGCAACUACAAGCGGACCACGAGACGAGUAGACGACGGGCACAGAUUGUGUGGGGAGCUGCAGGCUCUGGUACAGGAGAGGGCUGAUAUAGAGAAGACUUAUGCCAAAAGCCUGAGAGGGUGGGCGAAGAAAUGGAACGACCUUAUAGAGAAAGGACCUGAAUACGGCACGAUGGAGGCGGCGUGGAAAGGCGGCAUGGUGGAGGCGGAGAGACUGUCCGACCUACACCUGACCGUCCGCGACCGGCUCGUCAACGACGUCAUAGCGCAGAUCAAGAACUGGCAGAAAGAUACCUACCACAAGUCAAUGAUCCAGCUAAAAGAAAGAAAAGAAAUGGACGAAGCGUUCAAGAAAGCGCAGAAGCCGUGGGCCAAGUUUCUCCAGAAGGUCGAACGGACGAGGCUGGAGUACCACACGGCGUGCAAGCAGGAGCGGACCGCGCAGAACCAGGAACGGAACGCUGGAGGGGACAGCUCGCUGAGUCCUGAUCAGGUUAAGAAAAUGGCUGAGCGCGUGUCCAAAUGCCGCGAGGAAGUGUCCAAGUCCCGAGAGAAAUACCAAGCGGCUCUCGCCGAGAUCACCGCCUAUAAUCCUCGCUACAUCGAGGACAUGAGCGGUGUCUUCGAGAGGUGUCAACAGAUGGAAGCCCAGCGGCUGACCUUCUUCAAGGACGUGCUGUUCAGCUUCCACAAGUGCCUCAACAUCAGUCAGGAGCCCACAUUACCCCAAAUCUACGAGGAGUUCCACCACACGAUAAACAACGCAGACCACCAGAAGGACCUGAAGUGGUGGGCCAACAACCACGGCGUCAAUAUGGCCAUGGCGUGGCCUCAGUUUGAGGAGUACACGGAGGAGUUCCGCGAGAUCGCGAAGGGCAAGAAGGAGUCGCUGCCCACCGCGCCCAUCACGCUGCUCAACCAGCGCCCCGUCAGCGAGGACGAGCUGCCGCCGAUCACAAACAACAAGAUGGCGGCGAAGGCCAACCACGAGCCGCCGCCAGCCAACCACAACAACACUUCGAACGCCAACAACACGAACAACGUCAUCAAGAAGGAGACCAUUAGCGCACCUAUUGCUGUCACGAACGGCACAGCCUCAGCACCAAAAUCCAACAAGAGCUCCCCAGCUAAAGAGCCGCCCGGCAAACCGCAAGAGAACCCGUUCGAAGAAGACGAGUGGGACGAGGAGUCCGGCGGAGCGCUGACUGAUACCGGGGAACCUGGACAGCCCGUGCGGGCGCUGUACGAUUACACUGGGGCGGAGAGCGAUGAACUCAGCUUCAGACAAGGCGACCUAUUCGAGAAACUAGAAGACGAGGACGAGCAGGGCUGGUGCAAGGGGCGCAAGGACGGGCGCGUCGGGCUGUACCCGGCCAACUACGUGGAGCCCGUCGGCCACUAGCCGCCUCCGCCACCCCGCUAGCCGGUAACGAGAGCACAGGGACCUCACUCGGUCGUACACUGGACUUGCGCACUGGCGAACGACGCCGUACUUGUGGUUGGACUUAAAAUUUUCUGUUUUUGUAUGAUAUAGUUUUAUCGUGCUUACAAAAAAAUUCAAAAUUUGAGAUAGUCUUUAACAGAUUCCCAUUCCUUACAAAAUUUCAAAGAUUUUUGAAAAGCAGAAAACUCUCAUUACAAACAACAAGUAUGGCGUCGUUCCACAGUGCUGCGGAUAAACUGGACGUUCCGUCUAAGCAAUUCUGUUGAGAUGCGAACAUGACCUUGAAUAAGGUCACGUCGGAAUUGUUGCUUCUCUCUGCAGGGUGAGAAUUACCAUGCAAAAAGAAAUGAAAAAUGAGAUAGACGUCAUAUAUCGCACCACAAUGGAAUUUCCCAGACGCAGCAUUCAGUUUAAAUGUAAGGUCCUUGACAGUGAGGUCUUGGGUCUUGUUCAAAUUAUGUCGCCCAUCGAAAUGCUAUGAGCGUGACGCGAGUUUCAAAAUUAACGCUGUGGACGGAGCGAGCCCAUAUGUAGCCAAUUGCUAGCACAACCAGGUUUAUACUCCAUAUUGGAAUAUUGUUAUUCAUUUUGAUAAACUCGAGGACGCGUAGUCAAGCAGGAUGGCCGUGUCAGAGUCCGUUAAAUACAGUUUAAAAACCAAAACAAAUGAUUCAAUCGUUCAAACAAUGUUAUGUUACAAGUUUGAAGUUAAGCAACUCAAAUAUUAUAAGGGAUUUUCUUUUCAUGGUUGUACAAGUAUACAACUUACAUUGUUUUUUUUUUUAAUUAAUUAAUGAAUAUGUUCCGGUUGUGCUAGCCUUUGGUAUGUUUUCAUUAGAGGCCGUCAUUGUUUAAAGCGUUUUGUAUACGUUGAAAUAAAAACAUUCGUACAUCGGCUAGGUAUUUAAUAUGUACAUGUGCUCAUGGAAUGGUAAAAUACGCAGUUGCAAAUAAAAAGUUUGUUGUCUUAGCUUUUCUAUAAAAGUCUAAAUAAGAAAGUGUCAAUAGAAGUGGCCCAUAAUGUAUGCAUUACUUGAUAGUUUCCUCAUAACCUCAAACUUUAGUUAUUUUGAAUUUUUUGUUAUCAGAAAAUAAAUAGUAAAAUGACUAUCACUUUGGUUUCAUUGAUUAGUUAGGCCAUUCUGAUUGAAAACGUAAACUUGCUUAUACCAUUCUAGUGUAUCUUUGUACAGCAUGAUGGAACAGUGGCCUUAAAAGGUCGCUACAUUUUUCGCGUCGAAUAUGUUGCGAUAACUCUACAAGGGCUAAAGUCGGGGAUGACAACAUUCAAUGAACAAAUAAGUUUGUCUCGCGCUUGCCUUGACUAAAGUGAGCUCAUUAUCCACUCUUUAAAUUCAUUAUCCUUUUCGCUGCUGUUUUGAAUUUAAAGUAACUUAUUUUUUUAUUCUUAAUUUUUUAUCCAAUAAGCUUCUAAAGUUUUGUUUCUUACGUUACUCAAACAGCAUCGAAUUUAAUGAAUUUACUGGUAGGACUUAUGCCCUUGUAAUACCAAUACUAAGGCGACAGCGUUACUAACCGAAAAGGUCUUAUUUUACUGUAUUAUUUUAGUUAGUUUUCCUUUAGAAUUUCGGUUUCUAUUUUAAAAACGACAUUAAUACGCUAAUCUUUUUUCUUAUUGUGAAUACUAUUUAAAUCUUGCGUUGAAAAUGUCGUUUUGCAUAGAAAGGUAACGCUGAUCGCUACAAGAUUUAAAAUGAGUUGGGAGUUCCGUUUUUACCGUACAGUCACACGCUGUACCGUAUAAAUGGUUUGCAAAAUGUAGCUCACGUAGUUUUUAGGUUAAACUUAAGAAGUGACUCUUGGCUAUGUGAACGUAGAACGGAUAUAGAAUACAGGAUGAUUCAUGAGACGUGAGCAGGACUGAUCCUGCACACUCAGUAACUGAUAAUUGAUCGAUCACCGUCGUAUUUAGGUGAAACAACCACACUUUUUCCUAUUUUUUAACUUUUUGGUGAGGACAAUUUUAAUUCUCUACAAUCAGUGUCACCCUACAAGACCUAAUUAAUAAACAUAAAACCUCUUUUACGAAGAAAAUAAAAUGUCAAACCUGAGUGAAUUACGAGUUUUCAAAAGUAACCAGACCGUGGUGACAGUGAUGACGUUCAAUUUGACGCAGAAUAUCGAUAGUUUAGUAUUCUAAUGUUAGGGUGACCAUCCAUGUCGUAAAUAAAUUAAUAACUUUUUUUUCAACACGACUAGAAAAUUAACGUUAACCUCACUAAUAUUGAUAGGAAACAGUUGCUUAUAAUUUACGAAAUGCGCAGUGUUAGUCCUGCUCACGUCUCCUGAAUCAGCCUGUAUACGUCAAAAUUCAAAUGUAUGCCAAGUUAUGUAAAACUACUACCUUUACAUAGGCGAGAGGCAUUACUUUCGAGCUAUAUAUACACCCGUUCGAGCGAGGCAAAGACCGCGCGAUAGUCAAUAGUAUAAUAACGACAGGUGAUGUGUUAAGUACAUUAAAUUAGUAGUUAUAUCUCCUUGUACCGAUUAUGGAUAACGAUAUAAAUUCACAUCGAUAAGUUUCGCCGUAAGCUUUAAAUUGUCUUAUGAUGUACCGAAUCCGAUAACAGAUCACUUGCACAAAGGAAAAUCGGAAUUUCGACUGUGGAUAUUAUUGUAUCGAUGCUUGUCUUAACAUUUCGAUAGAAUUAUUUUAAUAAGUUGAAUGUUAUUGCAGUGUAUAUUUUCUGCCAAACUUUUGAAAUUAUGUCGAAUUGUUCACCAUAUUUGUUCGGGAUCGAAGAUUUUUUGUGCAAGUUGAUUUAGAACUUUUACCAAUCAUGUUUUAGACGUAAUUUAAAAUUGUGACUUCAUUUCUGACGCAUUUGGACCCAAAAGUUUUUUACGAUUUCUAGACUUUUCUAUUGUAUAAUUUUGAAAAGUUUUCAGACUGUCCACGGGUGGGAUUCGUAAGAGAUAUUUUUGGACGAAGUUGUUUGUACAAUGUGGAAACCAAAAAUGUUAAUUUAAACUUUAGUGGCAUUUAGUGGUGUAUGGACACUGUAACCCGCCGCUCCGAGGCCGUGGGGGACGCGAUUAUAUUUUGUGAUAUGUGGGUGCGGUUCUGUGUACAUACACGAUUAUAUAUUUUGUCGUGCAUAUAAUAUAUUUAUUUCCCAUUGUAUAUAAUGUAUAAUGAUAGCGAGUAAUGUGAAGUUCAUAUAAAGGGGCGGUCGCAAAGCUAUGCACGGAUGACGGUUGCGUUUUUAUCGCUAGCGAUAAGUGAUAAAGAUAUUAUGACCGUUAUAGGCCGUCUGAUUUCGGCCUAGCAUCGCCUCCCGAGUAGUUUUAAAUAGUGAUAACGAUUAAUAUAUUAUAAAAUGUUUACGUCAAGGGUGUUUUUCCUUUUUUACCUGCGGGCCUUCGGCUCGCUAGUUAUAGUAAUACCAACUGGCGGCUGAGGUCAUAAUGCCAUCUUUUUCACUCUUGGUUGGUCUCAAUAAGGGUAAAGGAGAUAGCGUUAUGAGCUCAGUGGCCAUUUGGUAUUGCGGUGAGUAUAGUCGUAGCUCUUGUUUUUUUUGUUAUGGGUUCAGUGACCUCUUGUGAAAAUCUUUGUAUUAUAUUAUUAUCAGAGUCAGGUGGCUUUGGACCACGUAUGUUAAUAUAUUAUUAAUAUUGGUAAAAUAAAAAUUGUUACAUAUGA
Messenger RNA from Cydia fagiglandana, 5570 nucleotides. RefSeq names its product protein kinase C and casein kinase substrate in neurons protein 1 (gene Synd). Gene Ontology annotation, biological process: plasma membrane tubulation; cytoskeleton organization; regulation of endocytosis. The transcript is spliced from 11 exons. Gene Ontology annotation, cellular component: endosome; plasma membrane; cytoplasm. Gene Ontology annotation, molecular function: phospholipid binding; protein binding. NCBI's taxonomy places the organism in Eukaryota, Metazoa, Arthropoda, Insecta, Lepidoptera, Tortricidae. The record is from RefSeq and is a predicted model, not a curated record. The coding region runs from base 401 to 1864 and encodes 487 amino acids.